UUUGACGUUUUUACUCGACUGCUAGUUUUUACCGGGGUUUCCAGUGCAUUUAGAUUUAUAUGACAUAAAAUAGAGUGUAAAUUUGCUUGGAAAUAAGAGCUCUGAAUUUUAAUAUAUAACAGGAAUUGAAAAAAGUGAAUCGAUUUGGUGUCUCGUAGUUCGGAGGGAUGUUUUUAACCUUUCGUUGGUUUAGGCCUUGAGGAUUGGACGUUCUUUCUAUUUACGUUAAGUGAGAAAUUAUAAUUUUUAAAAAAGAAUGGGCAGUAGUGGUCAACUUUACAGCCUCUCUUGGGGCGAAUUUGGUUCAUCCUUAGCUUCUGCAGUACAACUUCUCAGAGGUCAUGGAGAUUUAGUUGACGUGACUUUGGCUGCUGGAGGUCGAAGUUUCGCUGCUCAUAAAAUCGUCCUCUCAGCUGCUAGUCCCUUUCUUUUAGAUUUACUGAAGAGUACGCCCUGUCAACAUCCAGUUGUCAUGUUGGCUGGAAUUGGCGCAGAGGAUUUGGAAAGUAUCCUCGAAUUUAUUUAUCGAGGAGAAGUUAGCGUCGAACCUUCACAUUUGCCGUCGUUGUUACAAGCGGCCCAUUGCUUGGGAAUGCACGGAUUACCGCCGCCAACCGUGUUAAAUAAUAGCGCCGAGGAAAGUCCAAUUUCAGCAACGUCAAAAAACGAAUCUCUGUCGCAAGAAUCGCUCAUUUCGCCUCUCGCUGGUCGAAAACGAAGAAAGAGUAAGAGAAGGAAAUCUUCGUUAAGUUCUUCGGGAAAAUUGAGAAAGGUAGAAAUGGAUGAUGCCGGAAACAAAAGUGACACCAACAUGGAUUCUGUACAUUCCGAUUACGAGCAGAGAGAUGAGGAAAUGAGCAGAGAAGCUGGAAUCAAUGAACGCGAAGCAGAGCCAACUCGGCGAGAUCCUUCGCCCCUAAUAAUUCGGCCAGUGGCAGCGAAUGAAAAUCCACAAGCGCAGGAUUCACUUUCCGAUUCCGAAGGUUCACAUCUCCACAGUUUAAUGCCACUCCAGCCGUAUUCGCCUCUCCACAUUCCUCAAUUUCCCGCAUCUCUGGGACUCGGAUUCCCUCCAAUAUCUUCCAUCACUCAAGCCCAAAAUAUCCUCGCAGCUCCAGCGAUUGGCAGCUCGUCUUCUGGGAAAAUAAGGGGCGCCUCCGACUGUCCAGGUGCCUGUCCACUUUGCGGAGCGACUCUGCGACAGGCACGAAACUUGAGAAGACACCUGGUCUCUUCCUGCAAGUACCGACUGAGCAGCUACGCAGGUUUGAGAAAUCAGUCACCCUCGGACUCGAUGAUGAUUGAAAUUAAACCGGAGGUCGAUAUGGCCGGAUUUUCGGCAUCGGAAGGCUUCCGAAUAGAGGAGAGCAAUAGUUGUGAGCAGAUUGUUUGCAAACCGAGUCCACUUCCUUUGACCUCGCCUCACGGAUCGAAUGUCGUCUCGCCAAAUAAGAAUCUCUCUUCUACCACAAUUGCGAGAUGA
Molecule: messenger RNA, 1483 nt
Organism: Belonocnema kinseyi
Lineage: Eukaryota; Metazoa; Arthropoda; Insecta; Hymenoptera; Cynipidae
Product: transcription factor GAGA-like
Exons: 5
Coding region: 257-1483 (408 amino acids)
Biological process (GO): regulation of transcription by RNA polymerase II
Cellular component (GO): nucleus
Molecular function (GO): protein binding
Source: RefSeq, a predicted model, not a curated record